Messenger RNA from Tachysurus vachellii, 3631 nucleotides. Its product is annotated as UNC93-like protein MFSD11. The transcript has 13 exons. The record is from RefSeq and is a predicted model, not a curated record. Lineage: Eukaryota; Metazoa; Chordata; Actinopteri; Siluriformes; Bagridae. The coding region runs from base 737 to 2083 and encodes 448 amino acids.
GGCUUCCGUACGUGAUUCCUUCGCGAUUCCGAAAAUCUGGAAAAAUCCAUUUGUUUAUUUUAUUUUUUGUUCUUCAUUUUGUCCGAAACAAAGCGUUCAUGUUGGUACUUAUAAAGCGUUUGUUUUUUUUAACUCUUUAUCCAAAAACUAAAACUUAACUUAAAGGCAGAAAAUAAUACAAAAGCUUUUUAUUGUAUAUAGCUUGCUAUAGGUAAAAGGUUGUAACUUCUAUAUUAACACACACACACACACACACACACACACACACACAUAUAUAAUGUGACAGAUCAUUAGUAGUCUAAUUACGAACUUUAAAUAGUUUUAAAUUGCAUACUUGGUUGAUUUAGUGCUAAAAUAUACAAAAUCCUGACUUCAUAAAGAGUCUAAACUAAGGCUAAACGUGUUAGUUAGAGUUCUGUUGUUUAUGUCAGACUACACUCUUAAAACCCAACCAUUUAUUGGGUCCUGGGAAGUUUCCAAAAGAGCCAGUGGAGACAGACCUAAGUGAUCACAUGCUGGUCAGAUCUGACAUUCCUGCUGUGUGUGUGUGUGUGUGUGAGUGUGUGUGAGUGUGUGAGUGAACUCAUUUAGAGUUUCCAACCAAAACCCCACUUGAUCAUAUGUAACACUGAUUAGAGAUUAUUGUUUUCCUGAAAUGGAUCUCAGUUUUUAUUAAGAUUGUUCACAACCAAAGAGAAAGAGAGAGAGAGAGAGAGAGAGAGAGAGAGAGAGAGAGAUGGCCGACAUCAGAACAUAUAAUGUAGUGAUUCUGGGAAUAGCAUUUUUACUCGUUUUUACAGCCUUCACCACCUGUGGAAAUAUAGAACAAACUGUGGUGAAAAGUCUGGAUAACGCUACGUUCAGUGGAAGCGGGUAUCACAGCCUUGGCGUAAUAUAUGGAGUUUUUUCCUUUGCAAAUUUAUUCGCUCCCUCUGUGGUAGCGGUAAUCGGACCACGGUUUAGCAUGUUCAUCAGCGGACUCCUUUACAGUGGUUAUAUAGCUGUAUUUAUAAUUCCAUCGACCUGGUCGUUUUAUUUCACCUCGGUGCUGAUUGGGAUGGGAGCAGCCUUGCUUUGGACGGCUCAAGGUCGCUUUCUGGUUGGGAAUUCGGACGCCUCUACUAUUAACAGUAACACAGCGAUAUUUUGGGCUUUGUUACAAUGCAGUAUGUUGUUUGGCAACCUUUAUGUUUAUAUAGACUGGAAAGGAAAAACGGACAUAUCAGACGAAGACAGAAAGACGAUGUUUAUCGCUCUGUUGGUCAUCUCUGCGGUUGGAACACUAAGUUUCCUCCUUCUGCGAAAGUCAGGCGGCGAGGAAGAGGAAGACGUUCUGUCCGAAGAGGAAGGCCAGCUCUUACUCUCGUCCCGAUCGACAUUUAAACAGCGAGCCAGCGACGCCUUAAAAGAGGCCAAGGCAGAUUUCAAGACAAUGCUGCACCUUUUUUGCACAAAAACUAUACUACUGUUAAGCUUCUCCAUGGCGUACAGUGGUCUGGAGCUGUCAUUUUACAGUGGUGUGUACGGAACUUGCAUCGGAGCUACGACUCAUUUUGGAGGCAGCUCCAAAGCCCUGAUAGGCAUGUCAGGGAUUGUGGUGGGAAUCGGCGAGAUUGUCGGUGGAGGUCUGUUUGGCCUUGUGAUGAAGAACAACCACUUCAGACGCACGUCAGUUGUCUUCCUCGGAAUGGUGGUGCAUUUUAUUGCCUUUUACCUGAUCUAUCUCAACAUCCCAAGCGAUGCUCCUGUGGUCUUGGACUCUAGCCCACAGCUCAUCCCUUAUCUGUCUCCAAGCGUGUCCGUCGCCUUACUCUGCAGUUUUCUGCUUGGGCUCGGAGACAGCUGUUUCAACACUCAGCUUUACAGCAUCCUGGGCUGUGUUUACACUGAACAAAGCAUUCCAGCCUUCGCUAUCUUCAAGUUUGUUCAGUCUAUUUUUGCAGCAGUGGCGUUCUUCUACAGCGGUUACCUGCUCCUGAGCUGGCAGCUCCUCAUCAUGGUCAUCAUGGGCUUCAUGGGAACGCUGUUCUUCUUCAUAAUGGAGCGGACGCUGAACGUCUCAGCCGAUCUGCCACAAUACUAGCUCUUCUCUUUACACAUUCAGGCUUUGUAUUCACAAUCAUCCGAAACGUACACUGUAUCGGUGCCGUGUUAGCCGUUCUCACACGACUAGCAAUAAUAACGACACAGUCGUUGGAGCUGUUAUUCUUUUAUAUUUUUAGACACUCUACUUGAUAAGAGACAGAUUACUUUAUGAUUCAGUUUAAUGAGAUCCAGUCGAUGAGAGACAAACUGAUAAAAUACUCUCUAUGUCCAAAAGUAUUUGCACCCCUGACCGUCACACCCAUCUGUUCUUGUUGAACAUCUCAAUCCAGAUUUAUUCCCAUCUCUCUUUGCUGUUCUAUAUAAUAAUCAGCUCCACUCUUCUCUUCUGUAUCGUGUAGUCUUUACAGAAGAUGUUGGAGCGAGUCUGUGUGGAUUUGUGUUCAUUCAGCUACAAGAGCAUUAGUGAGAUCAGACACUGAUGGUGUAAGAGUGAGGAGGUCUGGGGUUCAGUCGGUGUUCAGUGGGGUUGAGUCAGAGUCAGAGAUCUUCCACUCCAACCUUCACACACCAUGUCUUCAAGGAUGGGAAAUGUGAAUGUUACAUCCUGCUAAGGCAUCAGUGUAAACAACAGUCUCAAGUCUCACAUGAGACUAUAUGUCUGUUUACUACUGUAUGCGUGUGAUGAUCAGGUGUCCACAUACUUUUGGCUAUAUGUGUUCUCCUUGCUGUAAUACUAAAUACUAAGCUUCUAUGAAACAAUCGAAUGCUUGUGGUUCGAGGCUUUGUGAUGACUUCAUUCAUAAGUUAUCCACUUUGUCCAUAUGUGUAUGUAUUUCUCAAAAAUAUAAGAGUUACUUUAAGAUGUGUAAGAUAUCAUCCUAACCUGCACUAAGAACACGAUGAAUGUUUCUGGGUUGCUGUUAGCUCUCUUAAAAUACGAUUCAGACCUUCCCUUGUUCUGUAUGAUUAUAAUUGCCAUCUAGCGAAACAUACGGCGUGAUAUUAGGUAUUAGGGGGUGACCCUUAUUAAUCAUGUUAUAGACUAAUUUUCUCAUUGUGAAUUAUUCAUGCUUCACACAUUAUUUUUAUGCUUUUUUCAGCACAAGGAUGUUUUUUGAUGUAUAAUGAUGCAUAACAUUCAUGUAUAAUGAAUAGUAAUAGACACGUUUAGAGUUCUGUAUCCUGCCACAAUAUAAAAUAACUCAGUAUUCCAAUUUAUUAACAUCUUCAUUUUAAUGUCAUUUUAAUGUCUUUUUUUUUUAAUAUGUAGCUUGUUGGCUUUCUUAUCAUUAAGAAACAUCUUAUGCCGAACGUGUUAAUUUUACUGUGUACAUACCACAGAUUUUCUUUUCAGCACAUACCGAUUAAUAACGAAGCAAUAAUUAAAUGUUUGUCAUUUAGGAUCAAUAUAUAUUUUUAAUUUAAUAUACUGUACAUGUCGCUUUUUAAUCUUACUCGCCGACAAUCAUGCAGGUUAAGCGUAUGGUCUUUUAUGAUCACAAGUAUACUGUAUAUGACUGUGACCAGGAUAUCUUUUGUUAUAUAGUGUAUUUUCAUAACUUCUUGCUUUCAAGAUGAAUAAAUA